This is a messenger RNA of Cebus imitator (Panamanian white-faced capuchin), 2051 nucleotides long. RefSeq names its product zinc finger protein 623 (gene ZNF623). Lineage: Eukaryota; Metazoa; Chordata; Mammalia; Primates; Cebidae. The transcript has 2 exons. Gene Ontology annotation, molecular function: RNA polymerase II transcription regulatory region sequence-specific DNA binding; DNA-binding transcription factor activity, RNA polymerase II-specific. Bases 282 to 1793 code for a protein of 503 amino acids. Gene Ontology annotation, cellular component: nucleus. Gene Ontology annotation, biological process: regulation of transcription by RNA polymerase II. The record is from RefSeq and is a predicted model, not a curated record.
GCGGGCAGCGCUCUAGCCGCAGCCCCGGCUGGCUCAGGGGCCGGGCGGGGUCCGCAGGCCGCGGCCCGCCCCGCAAGGGCGUCAGGAGCCGGGCCUCGGCGAGCCGGUCUCCCCGACGCAGCCAUGGCCGCCCCCGCGAGGCUGCAGCGUCUCUCCGGCGAGCAUCCUCGGGCCCGAGCCUGGGGUGUUCUCCCUGCGGAGCGCCGUAUUCUAAUGUAGGAACUGGUGAGAAGAAGGUGACUGAAGCCUGGAUUUCUGAGGAUGAAAACUCACAUAGGACAAUGUCAGACAAAGUCACAGCGAUGGAGCUCCCCUCCCCCGAGUCUGGGGAAGUCUGUGAGCCCAGAUUAGAGGAGCUCUUGGGAAAUCCAGAAGGUCAGAGCCUGGAGAGUUUCCCAUCUCAGGACAGGGGCUGCAAGCAGGUGACCGUGACCCGUUGGAAGAUCCAAACACGGGAGACAGCUCAAGUGUGCACCAAGUCAAGCAGACGCCCUGUUCUGAACUCAGACCUUCUUAUACUUCAAAGAGAGCUCAUAGAGGGGGAAGCCAAUCCUUGUGAUAUCUGUGGCAAAACCUUCACAUUUAAUUCGGACCUAGUUAGGCAUCAGAUUUUGCAUGCUGGGAAGAAACCUUACACGUGCGAUCAGUGUGGGAAAGGCUUUGGCCAGAGCUCACACCUCAUGGAGCAUCAGAGAAUUCACACUGGAGAGAGGCUCUAUGUCUGUAAUGUGUGUGGGAAAGACUUCAUUCGCUAUGCAGGUCUCAUUGAGCAUCAGCGCGUUCAUUCGGGAGAAAAGCCCUUCAAAUGUGCGCAAUGUGGGAAGGCGUUUUGUCACAGUUCAGACCUGAUUAGGCACCAGAGAGUUCACACCAGAGAGAGACCUUUUGAGUGCAAAGAGUGUGGGAAAGGCUUCAGUCAAAGCUCCUUACUUAUUCGUCAUCAGAGGAUUCAUACAGGAGAAAGGCCCUACGAGUGCAAUGAAUGUGGGAAAUCCUUCAUAAGGAGCUCGAGCCUCAUUCGCCAUUAUCAGAUCCACACAGAAGUGAAACAGUAUGAAUGCAAAGAAUGUGGGAAGGCGUUCCGUCAUCGCUCAGACCUGAUUGAGCACCAGAGAAUUCACACCGGAGAGAGACCCUUUGAAUGCAACGAGUGUGGGAAGGCUUUUAUUCGGAGUUCAAAGCUCAUUCAGCAUCAGCGGAUCCAUACUGGGGAGAGGCCUUACGUAUGCAAUCAGUGUGGGAAGCGCUUCAGCCAGACGUCAAACUUCACCCAGCAUCAGAGGAUUCACACUGGAGAGAAACUCUAUGAAUGUAACGAGUGUGGGAAAGCUUUCUUUCUGAGUUCAUACCUUAUUCGACACCAGAAAAUCCACACCGGGGAGAGGGUGUAUGAAUGUAAGGAAUGCGGGAAGGCGUUUCUCCAGAAAGCCCAUCUCACUGAGCACCAGAAGAUCCACUCUGGGGACAGGCCCUUCGAAUGUAAAGACUGCGGGAAAGCCUUCAUCCAGAGCUCCAAGCUGCUUCUGCACCAGAUUAUUCACACUGGAGAAAAGCCCUAUGUGUGUAGUUAUUGUGGGAAAGGCUUCAUUCAGAGGUCAAACUUCCUUCAACACCAGAAAAUUCAUACUGAAGAGAAGCUCUAUGAGUGUAGUCAGUACGGGAGAGAUUUUAACUCAGCCACAAACUUUAAAAAUAAUCAGAGUGUUCACCAAGAGGGACUUUCCUUGAGUAAGGCCUCCGUGCAUUUGGGUGAGAGGUCUGCAGAGCAGGGGGAACACACAGAUAACUUAUAAAUAAUAACUCUUCUGCCCAAUGAGUGAUGUUUGGAAAUGGGUGGACUUAGGAUUCAUGUGGCGUCUACGAUUUGGACAUGUCAGAAUUUUGUGAGUCAUGGAUGGGACUGUUUUUGGAGUGGGUGCCACCUGCCACUGUGUGGCACUACCGGGCUUAGCCCUCCUCCUUAGCUGUGAGCGCUGUCCUUGGGAGAGUCACAGGGCUUGACCCCUGACUCUGAGCUGGAACAUCAGGGGCAGGGAGGAGACAGGUCUCAA